GCAGUGUAUUACUUUUCUUUAAGCAGUGAGCGCAGCAGGCAAACUGCUAGAAAUAAAACAAGUUUUAUUCAAAAUUAACUUAAUGUUGGGCAGUUGAUAUAUAGUACUGUGAAAAAUAAAUUAUUUGAAAAGACUGGACUAAACACAAAAUGUUUUCUACAAGCUCUCAAAAGAAAUUUUGGACUUUUGGUGACGAAAAUGAAUUGGUAUGCCUCCGUGAGAAACACAACUUACAGUUUAUUUUGAAACACGGCGCCCACAUUGAUGAGUACCAGCGAUAUAACUUCUUUUUGACACCUGACGAAGAAAGGCUCCUGCUUAAGCAAUAUGAGCUGCAUUUAAAAGAGUUCUGCAAGAGGUUUAGCCCGCCUAUGCCCAAAGGAGUAGUUGGUACAGCUUUUCAUUAUUUUAAAAGAUUUUAUCUAUACAAUUCAUCCAUGGAUUAUCACCCUAAGGAAAUUUUGGCAACAUGCGUGUAUUUAGCCUGUAAAGUAGAAGAAUUUAAUGUAUCCAUAGGUCAGUUUGUAGCGAACAUAAAGGGAGACAGAGAGAAAGCCUCUGAUAUAAUUUUAAACAAUGAACUUUUGUUAAUGCAGCAGUUAAACUAUCAUUUGACAAUUCAUAAUCCAUUCAGACCAGUAGAAGGCUUCCUCAUUGACAUAAAGACUAGGUGUUCGCUUGCUAACCCUGAGCGCUUAAGAAGUGGUAUUGACGAGUUUCUGGAGAAAGUAUUUUUGACUGAUGCUUGCCUACUCUAUGCUCCAUCUCAGAUUGCCCUAGCUGCAGUUUUACAUGCAGCAAGUAAAGAACAAGAGAAUUUGGAUAGCUAUGUAACAGAUAUGUUGUUUAGAGACGCUGGACCUGACAAACUUGCUGUUUUGAUAGAAGCUGUACGCAAAAUACGCUCAUUAGUCAAGAUGGUUGAAAGUCCAGCUAGAGAGAAGGUCCGUCUAAUAGAAAAGAAGCUUGAUAGGUGUAGAAAUCAAGAGAAUAAUCCUGAUAGCGAAAUAUACAAGAGACGCAUGAGAGAAGCUUUAGAUGAGGAUGACCUGCCAUACUCUGCGUCUAACAGAAUGUCUCUUGAUACAAGUGGAGUCAGUCAAGUUUCAAUAUCUUAAUUAUGACUAAGAAAGUUUGACAUUAUAUAAGUUAAAAAAUGAAAUUUUGAUGUUUUUGUAUUUGCCUUUUUACCCCUUUAAAGAUAAGACAUUUAAGGUCUAUACAGGGUGGUCCAAUACCUUAUGUA
Chilo suppressalis (striped riceborer) is the source of this 1246-nucleotide messenger RNA. NCBI's taxonomy places the organism in Eukaryota, Metazoa, Arthropoda, Insecta, Lepidoptera, Crambidae. The record is from the annotation of a GenBank genome assembly.